AGAAGAAGUCCAGGGACCAAAUCCACCCGUACUAGCUCAACCGAUUCCGCUGUCACUCGUUCGGGUUCGGUCGGGGUGGAUAAGGCACCACCCCGGAAAAGAAAUGGCGAUGAAGUGGCUUCGCUUCUCCUUCCUCGCGCUCGGGCUCUUGUCUCUGUGCUUCGCCGCGUCCGGCGACAACAGCGGCUUGAAGAAGAUGAAAAUGCAGUUCGCGGCGGGGCCCUUGCUCAAGUUCCAGAUUUGUAUCUCCUGAGGGUACAAGCGGGUGUUUGAGGAGUACACGCAGGCCUUGUACCAGCGGUACCCGGACAUCCGCAUCGAAGGGGAGAACUACCUUCCCAUCCCCGUCUAUCGGCACAUUGCUUCCUUUCUGUCUGUCUUCAAACUGCUGGUGAUCGGGAUGAUCAUUGUUGGCAAGGAUCCUUUUGCUCUCUUUGGCGUACAGGCCCCGGGGGUCUGGGAGUGGGGCCAGGGAAAUAAGAUUUACGCAUGCAUGAUGGUGUUUUUCCUCAGCAACAUGGUUGAAAAUCAGAUGAUGUCCACGGGAGCUUUUGAAAUCACAUUGAACGACGUGCCAGUGUGGUCCAAACUGGAGUCGGGCCGCCUGCCCUCCAUGCAGCAGCUGGUGCAGAUCCUGGACAACGAGAUGAAGAUGAACGUUCACAUGAACACGAGGCCACUCCACCACUCCUAACAGCCUUCCUCACCCCGCGGCCGCAGCCAAAAGCACCUCCAACGUUUGAGGCGGGCCUCUCGAGGGACUGUAACGUGAUGUUUAUGAAAGUCUGCACUGAAGGCAGGACCACUGCUGGCGCAGACCGGAUGCACCCACAUCGUCGUCAGCACGCCCCUGAGAGAUGGCCCGCCCCCGACGCCCGAGUGGGCUUGUUGGCGACACUGCCAGCCAACCAACCAACCGGUCAUUUUCCCGUACUCGUCACUCACGUCAUGUCAAAGCAAAACAUCCAAAUUAGGAGAUUUAUCGUGGUUGCGUAGACAGUAGUCUUUAAUGAAAUGCCAUUUUUACCACUGAGCCAAAUGUACAGGAUGUUUGGAAAGUCACUGUGCACUUAUUUUUAUCAAAAAAAAAACAAAAA
Molecule: messenger RNA, 1097 nt
Organism: Syngnathoides biaculeatus (alligator pipefish)
Lineage: Eukaryota; Metazoa; Chordata; Actinopteri; Syngnathiformes; Syngnathidae
Gene: selenot1a
Product: selenoprotein T, 1a
Exons: 6
Biological process (GO): cell redox homeostasis
Cellular component (GO): endoplasmic reticulum membrane
Molecular function (GO): thioredoxin-disulfide reductase (NADPH) activity
Source: RefSeq, a predicted model, not a curated record